CAAUGGAGGAAGCAGUCGCUGCAAAUGAAGAGGCGAUUUUAGAGCGACGUCACGAGAUCCGCACGAGUCUGAGAGCUGUAGAGAACUCUCUGAGAGAAGCUGGAGCUGUCACGAAUGGCUACAAUAGUGCGUACUGGUUGGAGUCGACCAAUGUCCACUGGGAUGGACUCUCGAGUUCGCUCUUCCUUCGACAGGUUGAGCACGUUUCUAAAGCAACUCUGGCUCGUUAUGCAUCCCAUCGCUUUAAUUUCGAUGCUCCUGACCCAGUCCGGUAUCAUUGGAGACUGACACCGUUGGGUAAGGCCAAAUGUCGACGGAUUUGGAGUCUUUUUGACGCAGAUAGGGACGAUAAAUGGACUCACGAAGAGUUCCGCGAAUACAUGGUAGGCUUAAAGUGUUCGACGGAUUCUGUGGAGUUGAGAGCAUUUGAGGGCAGUCCAGAGAUCUGGAGGAUGUAUACGAGUGAUAUGUGCGAGCUGGAUGAGGAAGGAAAACUCACGUUCGAAGGGUUUAAAAUGUAUCGAGAGUUGGUAGAAGAGGACCAGCCAUUGCAACGAGAUCUGGCAAGUUUGGGGAUUUCACUGCAGUGGGAGGAAGUAGAGAAAGUGACAAUGAUUAAGCGGCUUUUUGACGAGUAUGUUGAUGAUCCAAUGGGUACUGUCACUGCUAAAGCCGCGCAGUAUCUAUUGGCGGAGACGGGGAUUCUACUGACAAGCGAAGAGACGAUAGAAAUCAUUGAAAGGAGAUAUCAACAUGCACGAUGUCAGCGUUUUAUUCAUCAGUUAAAGCGUACAUUAAGAUUGUUUGGAUAUCGACAGCAGUCAGCACUCCGAUUUACGAACGAAGGUCUCCCUAAUAAGACUGGAAAUAAUGAAGAGCAGCCUCGAAUCUGCCAAGUCGGACUGCUGAGUCUCGUUUUCUCAUCGUGGUCUCCAGCGCUGAAGACACUCUGGCGUCAAUUCUUCUUGCAAUGCAGGCUGCAGUCCUUCUGUGCGUUGAGACGACUCAAGCGACGAGUUUACUGGGCUCUCACGUGUGUGCGCCAAGUAGCAUCGACUGGGAUGUUAUCAGCAAGUUGUCUGCUAUCGCGUACUCCUGGUAGCGACCGCGGUGACUACAUGUUAAAAAUGGAUAUUGGACCAAAGUUUGCCACAACUUCGACCAUUCAUAUCACGUACAACUCAGACGCCGAUUCUGCCGCUACGCUUCAUGAGCUUAAAUACCUCGAACGUGGAGCUGAGUGUUUCCUAUACAUUGAUUUAGCUUGUCGGAGCGGCACGAAAGAAAACGAUUCGCAUCUCCUGGUUGACCGGAUAACUUGGUUUAUUGGAGAAUAUUUCCGAGAUCAUAUCGAAUCUCUCCCAUUCUUUCAUCGCUGGUUUGUCUCGCUACCAUCAAAGCAGCAGCUACGCAUGGGGCCAACAAAUACCAGUGCUAGUGGGUCGCCGUCCGUGGUGAUUCGACUGGUAAUUUUGUUUACAGGCAAGAUGGAUCUGUACCAUGUGAUGCAGUCGCUCGGCCUGCCUUCGUCAAUGCAGUUUGACCACCUCCUUCAGCGGUUUUCGCUACGUUUUCUGUGUAGCCACUCAUUGGAGGAUAUACUGGUUACGAAGAACUUCAAUAUCGGAGCUCAAUGGUCUUGUCGAGCUCAAAUGGACGUACGGCUGAGCCGGCAGGCUUGGGCUCAGAUUAUCUCACAAGUAGCGUAUCACCUCGAAGCCGAGCUGGCUCAUGAGCUCGAGGACGCUGAGUAUAUUGCACAAAUGAAUGCUGAACGAGAGCAGAAGAAGGAUAAAUCGUUAAUGCCGAACCAGCGAUCAUCGGCACCAAAUCGAGAUGACCGUGAAGUGAGAAAUCCUCAAAAUCCGGUGUUUGCAGAGAUUAAAACUGAAAGCCGCCAGCAUAUGCUGAUCAAAUCGCUUCGGCGUGUUGCUAAUGCACUUCAACACUCACAGCAGUUGAGCUCAUUGUGGUCUUUUACCAAUCUAGGCUCUGCACUUCGAGAGAAUCCAUGGUUUCGUAGUGUACUCUCACCUGAAUGGUUUAAGCUACUCAAGCAUGUGUUUGAUACUCCCGGUGGCUUAGCUGAAGAGUGGAAAGCUAAAGGAGACUCGUUACGUGCCGAGUUUGAUGAUUCUAGCUACGUUAGAGCUGGAACGCGAACAGCACAUGGACACCACCCAACGUCACGAGCAGCUGAAACAACGAAAUCGUCCGAGCCAAAGCUGCACAAUGGUUUUCAACAGGAAAUGAAGAUGGCAACUCACCAUGGCCACGAAGCGAACCAGCAAGGUACCAACGCAACAGAAUCGACCGAAGAAAAGAGCGAAGAACAUUUAUUGCUGGAGUUUUACGACAUGUGCGCUCGACAUUUACAAGGAGUUCACAUUGUGCAUGCUGAGGCUGGUACAAGUGGAGUCACGUGUAUUCUGGAAGGUUGGAACAUUUUCGGCUUACUACCGAGAAUUCAUCAGGGACAUUUAGCUAAGAGGGUUUCGCUAACUCGAUCCGGUACGUUUUCCUCCCGGCAACCUCAUUCUAGGUGAGGUAUCAAAAACUCUAGUGCCGUGCAAAUAAAUACAUGUAGUACUACUACUAGCACUUGUAGUGGUAGGGGGGAACUUCAGAUGGCCAGUGCAAGAUGUACCGUGUCUGAGGAGCGAUGUGAAUUCGCAUACGCAUAGUUGGUUCUACCUUGCUUUAAGCAGACCACUAACUGUGGGAUUUCGUUUAAACAUCCAUACACACAAUAUGCAAGCAGCGGAAAAGCUCAGGUUUUUGUCUCAAGAGAACUAUCCUCCCCAUGGGUCGUUGGUGCUGCCCCUGGAAAAAUAAUGCAAAAACCAAGGG
Phytophthora nicotianae INRA-310 is the source of this 2850-nucleotide messenger RNA. RefSeq lists its product as hypothetical. The transcript has 4 exons. Gene Ontology annotation, molecular function: calcium ion binding. NCBI's taxonomy places the organism in Eukaryota, Oomycota, Peronosporomycetes, Peronosporales, Peronosporaceae. The record is from RefSeq and is a predicted model, not a curated record. The annotation marks the transcript as partial.